UAAGCUGCUAAAUCUGAAUGAGAAAUGGCAUUCUCACUCUCAGCUCUCGCUCCCAAUUCAAUCCCCAAAAUCAACUCCAUAGAUUCUGAAACUAGGGUUAGGGUUAACGUUUUGAAACAAGCAAUUCCAAAUCCCAUUCAUGUCAAAUUGUAUGGAAAGUCUUGUAGUAGUAGUAGUAUUAGAGGCAGCCUUCCGAGGCUGAAUGCAGGAUUCCAUGAGAUUGAACCCGACAUCGACGAAGAUCCAACUGAUCGCUGGGAAACUCGCACUGUUGGCCCUGAAGAGUUUGAGUACGGGAAGUGGGACGGGUAUCAUUCUUAUGUCGAAGGCGAGGAUACAGGAACAAUGUGGGAAGCAUUGUCUGCAGAAUAUGCUGCUUGUGAGCCUCCUACAGGUUUUCAAGGAAUCAUGUCAUGGCUUUUCCUUCCAGCAAUUGCAGCCGGGAUGUACUUCAAUGCUCCGGGAGAGUACUUGUUCAUUGGAGCAGGGUUGUUUACGAUAAUAUUCUGCAUAAUUGAGAUGGAUAAACCUGCAAAACCCCACAACUUUGAACCCCAUAUAUACAAUAUGGAGAGGGGAGCUCGUGACAAGUUAAUCAAUGAUUUUAACACCUUGACAGUAUGGGAGUUCAAUGACAAGUAUGGAGACCUCUGGGAUAUUACAUUGAAGACGGAUGACAUAAUGAAAAGAUGAUUUCCUGUCUGAAUGGAACUGUUAUUGUAAAUUUGUAACUCUAAAGACAACACGAGUAUGGACGGUAUAGUGUUUCCUUUACUGAAUUCAGUUUCUAUAAUUCAGAUUUUCUGUACGCCAAACUUUUCUAUGUUGUAUAGCCAAUGAAAUGAGGAAAUGGCCAAUUCUACAAGCAAGACGUGUUUCUUCUCCUAUGAUUUUGUUUAUGAAGCAAACUGGCAUGGGAU
Tripterygium wilfordii is the source of this 920-nucleotide messenger RNA. Its product is annotated as photosynthetic NDH subunit of subcomplex B 5, chloroplastic. Gene Ontology annotation, cellular component: chloroplast. Gene Ontology annotation, biological process: response to oxidative stress. The transcript is spliced from 5 exons. Bases 25 to 693 code for a protein of 222 amino acids. NCBI's taxonomy places the organism in Eukaryota, Viridiplantae, Streptophyta, Magnoliopsida, Celastrales, Celastraceae. The record is from RefSeq and is a predicted model, not a curated record.